This is a messenger RNA of Candidula unifasciata, 2724 nucleotides long. The record is from the annotation of a GenBank genome assembly. NCBI's taxonomy places the organism in Eukaryota, Metazoa, Mollusca, Gastropoda, Stylommatophora, Geomitridae.
AUGAAGCACAGUAACUCACUGACGUCACUGUCAUCCAUGGACAAGGAUGUUUAUUCAUCCUCACUGACACACAUUGGAAGGGCUGCUCCCUUAGAACAUUCAGCCACCCACAACCAUUCGCAUUCAAAAAUGACCGAAGAGCUUCAGCUCCAAAGAAGACCAAGCUAUCAGUCGAAACAAAUCAGUGAGGCGAUUUCGAGCAACCCUCAUAAGCGUAGGAAACGUCACAAUUUGAUUACGGCAAAUCUGUGUGGAACUAGAUAUGAAGUUGUUCGGCGUACAGUAGAGAAGCUGGGUUUCACAAUUGUCCCAGACGACGAUCCAGCUUCAUAUCUGAUAUGGAAUGACAGUUUUGUUUCACCAGAUAGAAUCAGUGAGCUCAAACAGUAUCAGCAUGUCAACCACUUCCCAGGGAUGGUGGAAGUUACUCGGAAAGAUGCAUUGGCAAGGAACUUUUCAAAAAUGCAGAAGGCAAUACCUGAUGUCUACAACUUUAUUCCAAAAACAUGGGUGUUACCUGCGGACUAUUUGUUGCUUCAGAACUAUGCCAAAGAUAUGAAGCAGAAGAAGAAGAAUGUGACCUUUAUUGUAAAACCUUCGAAUGGUGCACAAGGUCAUGGAAUCUCGUUAUUCAGAAAUGCUGAGAAGAUUCAGUCAAGUGAACAUUACAUUGUCCAGGAGUACAUUGACAAGCCACUCCUUCUUGAUGGGUACAAGUUUGACCUGCGAAUCUAUGUCCUCAUAACCCAUUGUGACCCACUGCGAAUAUUUCUCUAUAAUGAUGGCUUGGUUAGACUGGCUACAGAAAAAUAUAUGCCACCACAAGAGAGCAAUAUUCACCGGCUAUUUAUGCACCUGACAAACUAUGCAGUAAACAAGCGCAAUGAACUCUACGACAAGAACAUGGCAUUUGACACAGGCAGCAAAAGAUCUAUUCGGUACUUUAACGAGUACCUUCAGCGAAGCGAUAUUGAUGUGGGCUUAUUGUGGCGAAGGAUCGCUGACAUGAUUGUUCAGACAUUGCUGGUUGCACAGCCCCAUGUUCUACAUGCUUAUCGAAUGUGCCGACCUGGUGUUCCGUUCGGAAGCAGCAGUGUUUGUUUUGAGAUUCUUGGUUUUGAUGUCAUGAUUGACCGCAAACUGCGACCUUGGCUGCUUGAGGUGAACAGAUCUCCAAGCUUAGGCACAGAUGAGAAACUGGACUAUGAGAUCAAGUCAGCCAUGCUGGAAGAUACCCUCAGACUUUUGGAUAUCAGAGUUGGAGAUAAACGGAAAAACAUCCAAGCUCAGAAAGCUGAGGCUCAGAAGCGUUUAUUUCGAUUAAAUCGCAAAGCUGGUAUUCUGGAUUUUACUGUGCUUAAUAAGAGGAGUGCUCAAAAUGAGAAACGGAAAGAAGAACUGAAAGAUCUACUUUACAAAGUCAGAAAGAUUGCAUCUAAGGAAGAGUUUGAACGACGAAACUGCGGCCGGUUCAGGAGAAUCUUCCCCAGUGAUAACCACGAAAAACAGGAUCAUUAUUGCAAAAUAAUGAAUGAAGCCUUCUCAGUGUUUCUAGCUGGACGGGGUGCCAGCAUGCAGAAGGAAAUUCAAGUGAAUUAUGGAAACAAAUACAAGGAGGAUGAAAUCCUUGACAUGAUAGCCGAAUGUGAAACAUAUGAGAGGGAUUGUGGGAUUUAUCCUGGCAGGAAGCCACUUUUUGGUCCUAAGCCCUUACAGAGUAUGCCAGAAUCCCUACCUGCACCUUCGAGACAAGAUACCAUGGAUGAGGACAUUGAUGACAUUGCCUCUAGCAUCAACAGCAGACACAGAUCUCUGUCAUCAGGGUCCGGAUCAAGGUCCAACAGCCGGAGAAGAAAGCCCAUUGGAGGUUCUAGCUCGGUACCAACCUCUGGGGAAGUCAAGGUUGUGGGGAAGGGUCAGAGGCCUUUCUCUCAGCCCAUUCAUGGAGGAGUGGGAGGCCAGGACAGGUCCAGGAGUCUUACUCGUGCUGCUGCUGCUAGCAAAGUCAUACUGCUGCCGAGGUCAAAUGCUGUAAACACGCAGAACAUGAUGCAGAAAGAGAAAGAAAAUGAGUUCACAAAGAAGACAUUGAUAUCUCUGAGAGAAAUGAGAAUCAAGUUUCCUGGGAAAACUGAUGAAGAAGCAGAACUGUUGUUGGACGAGAUCAAUGAAAACUGGAAGUUCCACAAGCCAAGGAUAGCUUCAUAUUGGCUAGUUAAACUUGAUACUGUCAAAAGAAGAAAGGUGAUAGAUAUCGUCAGACAUAAUGUCCGCAAUAUAUUACAACAUAUCUGGCACACUGCUGAUAUUGAUAGCCUCCGCCUGUGCCGAAUAUUUGGCCGUCUGUUUAACAGAUUGCUCUGGAGUCACGGUCAAGGACUUUGGCUCUGCUUUUCUUCAAAAAGUAAUGUAUGGGAAACAAUGUUCUGCAAAAGUGGUGAAAAUGUGUCAGACAGCGAACUAGAAUGCUGUCGAAGGAUUACUCAGUUGUGCCAGGACUGUUUGCUGAUCGUCUACAUGUUUGCCGAGGAGGCCAGAAGUUCAGCCAACAUAGCUGCUGACGAGCAGAGCCAGCAGCAAGGCGACAAUAAGUAUGUCAUGCCUGUGCAGACUGGGUAUGUGAGCAGCCAUGACCUAAAGCCUCCCAUCAACUGGACCCCAAGCACCAAAUAUAGCCAAAGAUUCCUCAAGCUUUACCCAACAUGUAACCACAGCACCUCUUGA